Kockovaella imperatae is the source of this 1056-nucleotide messenger RNA. RefSeq names its product Frag1/DRAM/Sfk1 family-domain-containing protein. Gene Ontology annotation, cellular component: plasma membrane. Lineage: Eukaryota; Fungi; Basidiomycota; Tremellomycetes; Tremellales; Cuniculitremaceae. The transcript is spliced from 8 exons. Bases 1 to 1056 code for a protein of 351 amino acids. The record is from RefSeq and is a predicted model, not a curated record.
AUGGCUAGAAAACCACUCUACCUCAAUUCAAAGACGUUGACUUCGCACCUGUUCUUCGGCCCCUAUAUCUUCUUCCCUAUCCUCGCUGGACUCACAUGGCUCGGUGGUAUCCUCGCCCUGUUGGGUCUCUGGGUGCAUGCCGGAAAACCACGUUACGAAGCGGAAGAAGCGAGUGUAGUGUUCAUUUCAGACGUCGGCGCUGCGCACCAUAAACUGUUCAUUGGCAUAUGCUGCACUACCGCUGGUCUCUACGUCAUGUCGAUCAUUGCUGAACGAUGGCUUCGACACGUCGACCGUCUUCCGGCAGACAAGCGAAAGCGAGAGAGGGUCUUUGACUGGAUGGCUAUCGUUUUUGGCGCCAUCGGAGCUCUGGGUCUGGUCUUCUUAUCGAUUUUUGACGCUUUUGAUUACCCCAAGGUCCACUGGAGUAUGACCGUUGUCUUUGUCGUCUUUGUCGCUUUGUCUGCCAUCUUCCAAUCGGCCGAGGUGUGGUCACUCUACAAGGAUCACCCUGAUCGACCUCACUUGCUUCGGAACUCUAUCCUCAAGCUGAUCAUUGUCACCUUGGCCAUUUGCACGGCUAUCGCUUUCGCUGUCACUUAUGGCUACUGCGAUGGAAACUCGGUCGCUGUCAAAGGACACUCUGCUGCUAAGUGCAAUCGCGUCACUUCUGCCGCUGCUGCUCUCGAAUGGACAGUCGCAUUCAUCCUUGUAUUCUACUUUUUCACCCUCGCCGCAGAUCUUUGGCCCGCUGGUAAAUCCUCACCGCGAUACAUGCGACGAUUGGCCAAAUGGCAAGAGAAACAUGGCGAAGGAGAUGACUUUACAGGUCGUCGAGCCUUCUCAGAGUACCCUGAACGAUGGCAAGGUGCUGCUGCCAAUGAGGAGGUCGGUGGUGGCGGUGGAUGGAGAGCUAGAGCCGAGAGAAUGAAGAUCGCCUCAAAGGAGAAGAAUCAAGGGAUCGCCCCUGGAAGAGAUAGCAUGGCUAGUGGAGCUCCACUUCGAACUGCAAAUGGUGGCGAUACAAGAGAGCCAUCUGCCGAGACGACCAGGUAG